This is a messenger RNA of Fundulus heteroclitus (mummichog), 2585 nucleotides long. It is a transcript of the gene ogal, whose product is annotated as O-GlcNAcase like. The record is from RefSeq and is a predicted model, not a curated record. Lineage: Eukaryota; Metazoa; Chordata; Actinopteri; Cyprinodontiformes; Fundulidae. The transcript is spliced from 17 exons. Bases 250 to 2298 code for a protein of 682 amino acids. Gene Ontology annotation, molecular function: beta-N-acetylglucosaminidase activity. Gene Ontology annotation, biological process: glycoprotein metabolic process.
CAACGGCUGACUGUGACGGAAUGCACCUGCCGCCGCCCCGCCCGCCCACAGCGACUGGUCCUCGGCAGGAAGAGCGGAGGGGGAGACGUCACCUCUGGGUAAACCAGCUCUGUUUACUCACGCAGCGAUAAGACGGCGUCAUAAAAAAAAGCCGUGAAUGGAUGCAAAGGUUAGGGCGCAGAGUCAUGCUAUAUGCGUUUGAACAUCACUGAGGCGACCAGGAACGCUCUGUUUUAGCACGCCGCGGACAUGUCCACACCUGGCAGGGACGAGAGACGCUUCAUCAGCGGCGUGGUGGAAGGUUUCUAUGGGCGACCAUGGACCAUGGAGCAAAGGACAGAGCUCUUUAAAAGGGAGCACCAGUGGGGUCUGAACACGUACCUGUACGCUCCCAAGGAUGACUACAAACACAGGAUGUACUGGAGAGACUUGUACUCUCCCGAGGAGGCAGAACAACUGGUCGCCCUGAUUUCAGCAGCCGAAAAUAACCAGGUGGAGUUCGUCUAUGCAAUCUCUCCUGGUCUGGACAUCACUUUCUCCAACCCCAGAGAGGUGGCCGCCCUGAAGAGGAAGCUGGACCAGGUGAAGCAGUUUGGCUGCAGGUCCUUCUCUUUGCUCUUUGACGACAUCGAGGCCGAGAUGUGUCCAGCCGACAAGAAAGCCUUCAGCUCCUUCGCCCACGCUCAGGUGGCCAUCACCAACGAGGUGUACCAGCACUUGGGCGAUGCCAAGACCUUCCUCUUCUGCCCAACAGACUACUGUGCCGCUUUCUGCAACCCCAACGUGUCCCAGUCUUCGUAUUUGCAGACCGUAGGGGAGAAGCUCCUGCCGGGUAUCGACAUACUCUGGACUGGCCCAAAAGUGGUGUCCCACAAAAUCUCAGUUGAAUCCAUAGAGGAGGUGACGGCUGUCCUGAAGAGGGCCCCAGUCAUCUGGGACAAUAUUCACGCCAAUGAUUAUGACCCUCAAAGGCUUUUCCUGGGACCGUAUAAGGAUCGACCCACUGAGCUGCUUCCUAAACUGAGAGGAGUGCUCACAAACCCCAACUGUGAGUUUCAUCUAAACUUCGUGGCCAUCCACACUCUGGCCACGUGGUGUAAAUCGUCUGCUGCUGAAGGAAGAAGAGAUGUGGAAUCGGGCUACAGCCCUCAGGAGGCCCUGACGCUGGCCCUCUCAGACUGGCUGCAGGAGUUCAUGAGCACAGAUCAGCCAGGAGGGGCCUGCCGAUUGGCUCGCCUCAAGAAGGAUCUGUCAGACGAGGAGCCCAUGCAGACGGACGCCAGCGAGAGCCCCCAUGUUCCCGGACCGGGAGAGAACCCGCUGUAUACGGCCGAGCCUCUGACCCCGGAGGACCUGAAUCUGCUCUCAGACCUCUUCUACCUGCCGUACGAGUAUGGCACCACGGCCCGGGUCAUGCUGGAGGAGCUGGACUGGCUCAAAAACCACCGUCCUGCUGCGGCAGCACAGACGGAGGAGUGGUGCGGUCGGGCGACGAGGUUUGACGGCAUGUGUGAGGCGGUGGUGCAGAUGUUCAACCGUCUGUCGAACGCCCCGAACCGCAGCGUUCUGUACGACCUGUACAACUACAUCUGUGACAUCAAGAGUGGGGUGGGACUGGCUCGAGCCUACGUCAAAACGCUCGGAGGUCAGGAUCAGCCCUCCGCUCAGAUACUGACCGAUGAUCCUGAGCCUUGGGGCUUCCGAGGAGGCCUCUCUGGAGAGUUCCAGAGGAUGUUGCCAGGACAUGGAAACAGGGACCUGUUCAAACACCCUCCCAUGACUGCAGUUUACUGCAUACGCCCUUACUGCACCGAGGACAGGGCUGAGGUGCAGAAGAUCUUUAAGGAGAUGCAGCUAGAAGGAGAGGGUCAACUCCCCCUGCAGACUAAACUCAUCAGUGAUGGCCUGUCACUGGGUGAAAUCCCCCCCUCCCCACAGUGUGCUCUCGUGGUGGAGGACGACGUUGGGGUUUGUGGAUACGCGCUGGGCCUCACUGAUGCCAAACAAGCUGCAGGCACGGACCAGAGGCCAGGAAGUGACGCCUUGUUGAGGGAUUUCCCCUCCCUGGUUGUUGUGCAGGCGCUCCCUCGGGUCACUGACCCGGCCCCAGUCAAGCGUAUGGUCACUCAGCUGUUGUCCUCCAUCAGGAACAGCGGCUCCAGAGGAGUUUUCUGUGAGCUGAGGCACCACGACCGGAGGAUGCUCGACUUUUACGCUAAACUCGGCCCCUUCAAGGCCGUCCCCGCGGACCCCAGCGUCCCUCAGGACACCAUCAUCAUGGCAACACAGCUCCAGUAGCUUGAAAGCGUUUAGGACGUCCGUAAACCGCUUCAUCAUGCCCCUCUGUUUGAUUUAAAUCGUUUCUCUUGUCUCACAAGCACAGCUGGAUUGAUUUGGUUGUCUUGUUAACUCUAAUGAUUCAUUUUUUGCAAUAAACGGCUGGCAAACCUCCAUUAUGAACUGUAAACUGAGUUGUUUUGGGGUUUUCAGGUAAGGUGGGACGACACAUUUAAACACAGCAGGACAGUUAAACAAAGGGUACAUUUUUAUUUUUGUCUUUUAGACAAUACAAAGGAAUAUAUACA